CGCCACUUCAUUCCCCAAACCCAAUUUCAGAAUUCUCUGGGUUCCGUUCUUCUUCUCUCCAGCAAUACACUCAUUCAUCCUCAAUCUCUCCAAUUCAACAGCUUUUGCUGCUUCACCAGAGAUUUAGGUGAUAUGUGUGAGAAUUAGGGUUUCAUUGAAAAGUCCGUAUUAGGUUUAGAGGUCUCUGGUUGCAAUGAGAAGCCGUUCGCAUCGGCUUCCGAUUGCGGAGCCCCGCCACGACGACUGGGUGGACGGGUCAUGGACGGUGGACUGCGUCUGCGGCGUGACUUUCGACGACGGCGAGGAGAUGGUUGAUUGCGAUGAGUGCGGGGUGUGGGUGCACACGCGCUGCUCGCGCUACGUCAAGAGCGAGAAAUCGUUUGCCUGUGACAAGUGCAAGAGCAAGAGCAGCGGCGGGGGUGGCAGCAGCGGGGUUAGGAAUGAAAGCGAGGAGACAGAGGUAGCGGAGUUUUUAGUUGAGUUACCGACCAAGACGCUGAGUAUGGAAAAUCCGAAUCCACCGGCUGUAGCAUCGCGUAGGCCUUUUAGGCUUUGGGCCGAUAUUCCCAUGGAAGAGAGGGUUCACGUGCAAGGGGUGCCCGGUGGUGAACCUGCUUUAUUUUCUGGGAUUGGUAUGUCUUCAGUUUUUGGACCUCAGUUGUGGAAGUCUACAGGUUAUGUUCCUAAGAAGUUUAACCUUAGGUAUACUGAGUUUCCUCUCUUGGGUCAGGGAAAGGUUGAUGAGAAGGAAUACGAAGAGAUUGAUACGGCAAAUGGUGAAAAGAAUGCCAACAAAGCUGAUAAUGGUGCUCAGGUUUUAUUCUCUUUGUUGAAGAAACACAAGGAUACUUCGCCUGCUCCAGUGGUAGAUUCUGUUAGCUUAAAAGGGGUUGUUGAAAGGGGCGCAUGUCAGGAAACAGAGGCACCUAGACAGAAGAAGAAAUUAGAUGGUGACAAACUACAUUCUGCCCCGGAGUUAAGCGUAAAGAAGAAGAAAAAUUCGGUGACCGUUAUAUUGCACUCUGGAAAGCGCAAAAAAGAGGAACUCAGAACAAAGGAUCAAAAUGUAAAGAAAAAGGUUAGGGCUACUGAUAAAGAGGGUGAUUUUAAAAAGCAGAAUGUUCAUGGCUCGAAAGCAGCUUCAACAUUCUCAAGAGAUGGAAAACAUCUGGAGUUUUCUCAAGGAAGAAGCUGCAAGGCUGUCAGUGAUGAUUUUCAAUGUGGCAAAGAUCUUGGCGAUCAACCAUUGGAUCGUCUUGGUGAAUGUGCUACCAACUUAGCCUCAAAUGAGCAUGGUCUAGAGGCCAACCCUAGAAAUGAUGUUUCAAGUGGUGAAAAGUUGCGGGUUGGCAAUAAAGGGGCUCAAGUUCCUCUGGAAUCAGAGAAUGUCUCCAAGACCUGUAAUGGUGUGGAAUCUUUAACUGAAGUGAAUGGUCCCCGGAGCUCAAGUGUAAAGGAAGAGGUUACUGGUGAUACACAUCAGAGAUGUCAAGCUGGUACUGGAAGUGUAGGAACUGGCUCAUCUGUAAAGGAGCCUGUUGCUGCGCAUGUUAGAAUUGCUGCUGCAGAUGCUAAAGAAAGUGAACACGGUCAAGAUUUAGAUAUUGAUGAGGCCAACUCACGGCCUAUUAAGAAACUGAAAAUUGAGUCAGAUGCCGAUGAUCACAGGGGCCAGUUGGUUGAGUCUCUACAUUUGAAUAACGUAAAACUAGACGCGGCCACCGAAGCCUCAACUCAGUCUCCUGGAUUGUCUGUUAAUGUUGUCACCGGGGAAGGAAAAGUGGUUGGGACGUCUACUGUAAACACAGAAGCAACUGAAGCUAAGGUCCUUGAUGCUAGCAGGAGCUAUGUUGUUGGCCGUUCUAAAACGAAUAAACCUGAUGGCUCAGCUGAAGGUACCCCUCAUCCCAAGAGAGAACAUUCAGGAUCAGAAGGUUCUGUCGGAGCAAGAAAAAGGUCAUCAGGGCUUAAACCGAGCUCGGAAGUGGCUGAUGAAUUACUCAAAUCAAAUGGAACAUCGAGAAGUCAUUCAACAGCUUCAUAUCAGCGUAAAGCAGGAGUUUCUGUGUUGAGAUCCACUUCUUCCGGUAUCAUGUCCAAAUCCUCUGAAAAUUACAUGGCUGCAACUGCUCAAAAUUCCUCUGUACAUAUUAGACAUGAGUUGUCUGAUAGCAGUCAGGGAACUAUGAAAGACAAUGCUUCAGCUGAUAAAGUUGAGCAUGUAGAAAAAUGUGGGAGGCCAAAGAAAUUAGUUAAAGACUCUUCAAGAUCAGGCCCUGUGGCUAAAUUAUCAGAGACCAAGAAAAUUUCCAACUCAUUUGAUUCAAAAAAGGCAUCAGAUUUAAAGGAUCACAGCCUUCAUUCUUCUUCUAAAGUACCACUGGGCUCAAAUGUUGCAUCUAGUCAUGUUGCUGGUGAGUGUGCUAGUCUGCCAUCAGUGGAGGGUGCUUCCAAUAAAGCGGUAGCUUCAGCUGUUUCUGGAAAAGGUGAAAAGUCUUAUCAGACAGGUUGUAACCCGCCAUCUAAAGGACAUGUAAUUUCAAUGACCUCUCCAGCAUCAUCAAAUAUUCCCGCUACCUUGAGUGAUGAAGAGCUUGCUUUACUUUUACAUCAAGAACUGAAUAGUUCUCCAAGAGUUCCUCGGGUGCCACGGAUGCGUCAUGCUGGAAGUUUACCUCAGUUAACAGGUCCAAAUGCAACUAGUGUGCUGAUGAAGAGAACUUCUAGUGGUGGAAAAGAUCAGGGCAUGGCUUCUAGGAGGAGGACCAAGGAUUUUUCUGGAGAUGGAUCGCACGCUCCUCUGGAAGUUGUCAACGAAGUUAAAAAGAUGGAGAGAAAACCUACUUCGCAGGAUAACAGGAGGCAUAAUUCCAGUUACAGUGCAGAUCAGCUUUCAAGAAAAGAAGUAGAUGGUGCUCUAGUGAAAAGUGUGCAAUCAAUGAAGAAGACAAACACGAACAGCUCCAUGUCAUCAUCAGUGGAUGCUAAUGGCCACAAUGUAUCUAAUCGCCCAUCAUCAAGGAGUGCCGCUGAUGAUGAUCGGCAGAUGGUUAGUCGUCAGACAAAUCGUACUUUGCCUGGUUUGAUUGCUGAGAUUAUGAGUGAAGGCAAACGCAUGACCUACGAAGAACUCUGUAACGCUGUUUUACCGCAUUGGCCUCACCUAAGGAAACAUAAUGGAGAGCGCUAUGCAUAUUCAAGCCACUCACAGGCCGUACUUGAUUGUUUGAGGAACCGAAGUGAAUGGGCUCGUCUAGUUGACCGUGGGCCAAAGACUAGUGUGAGUAGAAAACGAGGCAAACUUGAUACUGAUUCCCUGAGCAUGGAGUCAGAGGAUAAUGAAGAUCAGAUGGUAAAAACUUCAAAAGAUGCUGGGAGUAAGAGUUUUGAAUCUCACCAAGAAGACGUUCCCAAAGGAAAGCGGAAAGCCAGAAAACGUAAGCGACUUGCUUUACCGGGAAGAGGUGUUGUCAGGAGACGGCGUAGAGCUGGUGUUGUUAGUGAUGAUGAAAGUGAAUCAUUUUCUUAUUCUAGUGAAGAUAGUAUGUCCAGUGAAGAAGAAAUACAGGGUGGUGGGACAUCUGUAGUUGGCAGCGAGGUCUCAGCUAGUUCGGAUGAGGGGCGGUAAGACUUAGAAUGCAUCCAUGAUGCUUUAUGUGCCGUGCUGUAACUCAGUUUUUCAGAUACAAGGAGACUUAUUUGAAUGUGUAAGCUGUAACAAUAUUGUACAUAUAGGUUCCAUAGCAUAAAUUUUGUUAUAAAGUUUAGGUUAACUCCUAGGGUAGGCUGUAAAUUAGAUUCUUGAAUGUAGAAUAUCUUCUUCUGCUUGUA
This is a messenger RNA of Salvia hispanica, 3831 nucleotides long. RefSeq names its product RING/FYVE/PHD zinc finger superfamily protein. The record is from RefSeq and is a predicted model, not a curated record. Gene Ontology annotation, cellular component: nucleus. NCBI's taxonomy places the organism in Eukaryota, Viridiplantae, Streptophyta, Magnoliopsida, Lamiales, Lamiaceae.